Messenger RNA from Penicillium robsamsonii, 1158 nucleotides. Its product is annotated as gelsolin family protein. Gene Ontology annotation, molecular function: actin filament binding. The coding region runs from base 1 to 1158 and encodes 385 amino acids. The transcript has 2 exons. The record is from RefSeq and is a predicted model, not a curated record. Lineage: Eukaryota; Fungi; Ascomycota; Eurotiomycetes; Eurotiales; Aspergillaceae.
AUGGCACCUCACGAUGGCCUCGUCCACCCAAAAGAAUACGACAUCAAAGACAGCAACGUCGAGCUAAUCGGCAGCGACCUCGACCACCGCGUCAAGUAUAACUCAGCGCUCACCGAACCCGCCUGGCAAACCAUCCCCAAAGUCCCAGGCCUCACAAUCUGGCGCAUCGAAAACUUUCAAGUAAUCCCCUGGCCGAGUGACAAAACCGGCGAAUUCUACGAUGGCGACAGCUAUAUCGUCCUACACACCUACAAAGUCGGCGACGACAAGCUCGGCCACGAUAUCUUCUUCUGGCUCGGCAGCAAAACAACCCAAGAUGAAGCAGGUGUCGCCGCAUACAAGACCGUCGAGCUGGAUGAGUUCCUGCAUGGAGCUGCGACACAACACCGCGAGGUGCAACAACACCCCUCUGACGAGUUCCUCGCUUUGUUCCGGAACUACAGGAUCCGGUCGGGUGGUGUGCGCUCGGGAUUCACGCAUGUUGAUCCCGAGGCUCAGGCUCGUCCGGAAGUGUUGACGUUACUGCGUGUUUUCAAACAUCCCGGUAUUGCGCGUGUUGAUUCGCUUAUCGUGCAUGAGGUCGAGCCGAAGUGGGAGAGUCUCGAUGAGAGUGAUGUUUUUGUUUUGGAUAAGGGGGAUAAGAUUUGGGUUUGGCAGGGGAAGAAAUGUAGCCCGAUGGAGAAGGCUAAGGCGGCGCAGGUGGUUAAUGAUAUGACGCAGGCGAAGCAUGUUGAUGUUGAGGUUUUGUCGCAGCUUGAGUCUAGGUCGAAGAUCUUUGUUGAUUUGCUCGGUGGGAGGGAUGUUGCCCCAUCGACCUUGGAGGCGCCGAGACCUGGGCGUACUCGUCCACGCAAGCUUUUCAGACUCAGUGAUGCUUCUGGAGAAUUGUCUUUUGAUCUUGUUAAGAAUGGAGAUCGGGUUGAUCGGUCUGAUCUGGAUGGGAAGGAUGUUUUCCUUUAUGAUACUGGGAACAGAAUCUGGGUUUGGCAGGGGUCUGAGGCUAGUGCGAGGGAAAAGGCGAUGUGGCUCAAGGUUGCGCAAUGCUAUGUUCGGAAGAUUGAGGAGAGUCAGGAGUCUUCUGAGGCGUAUCUCACGCCGAUUUCGAAGGUUGCGCAAGGGCAUGAGAGCCCGGCAUUUUUCAAGGCUUUGGAGGUCUGA